CGACGCGAUUUGAUCAGAAUUAUUGAAGGAAUUCUUUCUAGUCUUUCAAGCUGGUAGAAUCCAAUCUGAAUUUUACCAUCCUUCAUUAUCAUAUGCUCACGUCAUAAUUCCAUCUCUGUAUACAAAAUGCCACUUUCCGAUAAAGCUUUGACGAGCGCACUCUCCAAGACUGUUCGCGAUGUAUUUCACAGCGACGAGAAAGAUAAAUUAAGUGUACGAUUCAUUAGAACAAAAGUAGAAGAAGAAUACGAAUUGGGGGAUGGUUUCUUGAAUGAAGGGAAGUGGAAGGAAAAAAGCAAGGGAAUUAUUAAGGGCGAAGUUGACAAAUUGAUGCAAGGAGAUGAAGAAGAGGAAGAGGAAGAGCCUGUGAAGGCAAAGAAUAUCAAGAAAACCCCUGCCAAAAAAGCUACACCUGCUGCGAAGCCAACGAAACGAUCUUCUGCCGAAAAGAAGGCACCCCCUCCAAAGAGACAAAAGAAAGAGAAAACUCCCGUUUCUGAAUCCGAACUUUCCGAGCCUGCGGAAUCAGAGUUAUCAGAUAUUGGUUCCGAAAUGAGCGAAGACGAGCCAAAAGCGAAACCAAAGAAGCAAGUUCACAAGACUGCCAAAGCUGAUUCAGAUGAUGAAAUCGGCGACAAUGAAGAUGAGGUAGCAUCCAAGAAGACUAAGAAACCAGUAGCGAAAGAGGCGGUAACUUCUGGCUCUGAAUUAUCCGAUAUUGAAUCGAUCACUCAACCCGAGGCAAAAUCUCCUAAACCCUCGUCUCCAAAGAUCCGCGAUUCAUCCUUAUCCUCUCUCCCAAAAACAGAAGACGCCGCGGGCAACGAAUCUGACUCCUCUGCCAUGUCUGUCGUUCUCGAUGGACCUUUAACCACUAAAUCUCGUGCCAAAAAGUCCAAAUCUACUUCGUCCAAGCCCUCUAAAACAACAAAGACUGCGAAACCUAAAGCCGCGAAGGCCAAGACCACGGCAGAACUUACACCCAACGAACAGUUGAUUAAAACACUUCAAUCGCAACUUGUCAAGUGUGGAAUUCGCAAAAUUUGGGCUUUCGAACUGAAGAAAUAUGAAACAGAAAAUGAGAAAAUCAAGCACUUAAAGAACAUGCUGACGGAGAUUGGUAUGACUGGACGUUUUAGCGAAGGCAGAGCCAGAGAAAUUAAGGAGAUGAGGGAAUUACAGGCAGACUUGGAAGCAGUAAAGGAGGGCGAGAAAGCAUGGGGAAUGGGAAGAAGUUCUAGAAGAAGUGGGAGUGGUGUUAAAGAGGACAAGAAGAAGAGUGAGAUCAGUGAUGAUGAUGAUGAUGAUGACAAAAGCAAGAGCGGCAGUACUAAAAAUGAUGACGAAGAGAGUGAGGAUGAUGACGAUGAUGAGGACAUGGAGGUUUCUGUUAGGGCUAGAAGAAAGAAUGAUUUGGCAUUUCUGGGUAGUGAGGAGAGUAGCGAUGAUGAUUGAGCGGUUUGACUACUGAUCUACCUUUUGUCGAAGGGUUUGUACAAAUUAGGGGGGAAUUUGGAAUGGAAAUGAAAAUGGGAGUUACAUGGUAUGAAGGUCAUGGUUAUGAUAUCUUAAAUGCUAUUGACGGGUCUGCAUUUGUAUAUCGCAUAAGGGUUAUAGGAUACAAUAUACCUAAUAUCAAGUGGCAGAAUUAUACGAAAA
Messenger RNA from Botrytis deweyae, 1659 nucleotides. RefSeq lists its product as uncharacterized. Gene Ontology annotation, cellular component: nucleus. Bases 127 to 1455 code for a protein of 442 amino acids. Lineage: Eukaryota; Fungi; Ascomycota; Leotiomycetes; Helotiales; Sclerotiniaceae. The record is from RefSeq and is a predicted model, not a curated record. The transcript has 2 exons.